AGCUUCACCAUUUUAGUGCCAAAGGUUAAAGGUAGCUGGAAGUGUUUUAAUCUGAAGUCAGAAGCUAGUAACUGGCUAGCUACUUACAUGCAGUUGGCGGACACGUUACGAUAGUAUAACAUAUGUAGUCCACGCGAAUUACGCAAAGUCGUUAAACUAAAGGUUUGACAGCAAAGAUCGGAUUUCACAGGCUAACAUUAGGAUUCGGUCGUGGUGAUUGUUACUAAGCUAAUAUUUCGUAGGUGUUAGCCUGCUAGCUCUAGCGAGUACAGAUGCUAGCUAACUAGUUAAACAAGCUGGCUAAAGUAAACCACACAAGUUGACAAGCUAACAACUCGAGUGGAUGAGGCAAGUGAACUCCUGCAACAUUAAUUCAAUUGGUGGGUUAACUUUUUCCUCAGUCGCGAUAUUUCGUUUAACGUAAAACGUUAAACGAUAUAGAGACACUUUCGGGUAAGCCAUCAUACCAGCACCGUUUCCUGUUGGCAUGCUAGCCAAACAGGUCGGACAGGCUAACUUGAACUAGCUGAUGUUUACUGAUCAACGUUAGCUUUGGUCGAGCGACUUUUAACCUGCAAAGAUGUUACCUCGCCUCAACAGAAAAUCGGUGGACCAGUGAGUUUUCACUUGCAUUAUUGAUCUUGAUUGUACAUUUUAAUGGGAGGCGAGCUGCUUUGCGGUGCAACCCGUGGGCGAUACUUGUGGAAACGAAGGAAGUGCCACUGUCCUGAAUGGAGUCACUGUCCGGGUAUGUUUACAAAGCGGCUAGCGAGGGCAGAGUCUUGACAUUAGCCGCACUUCUGCUCAACCACUCCGAGUCCGAAACGCGAUACUUGCUCAACUAUGUAACUCACCUUGGCGGCCAGCGGUCCACCCCUCUCAUUAUAGCUGCUCGCAACGGCCAUGAAAAAGUUGUGCGGUUUCUUCUGGACCACUACAGAGUGGACACGGAACAGACGGGCACUGUGAGAUUUGAUGGGUACGUGAUUGAUGGAGCGACAGCUCUGUGGUGUGCUGCGGGGGCGGGUCACUUUGAGGUGGUGCAGCUGCUGGUGUCCCACAAUGCCAACGUCAACCACACCACCGUCACCAACUCCACCCCCCUGCGAGCCGCCUGCUUCGACGGCCGCCUGGACAUCGUGCGCUACCUGGUGGAGCACCUGGCCGACAUCAGCAUCGCCAACAAGUACGACAACACCUGCCUGAUGAUCGCCGCCUACAAGGGCCACUCGGACGUGGUCGGCUUCCUGCUGGAGCGAGGGGCCAGCCCCAACGCCAAGGCCCACUGUGGCGCCACCGCGCUGCACUUUGCCGCCGAGGCCGGGCACCUGGACAUCGUGACGGCGCUGGUGCGGCAGCACGCCUCCAUGGUGCUGAACGGGCACGGCAUGACGCCGCUCAAGGUGGCGGCCGAGAGCUGCAAGGCGGACGUGGUGGAGCUGCUGCUGCAGCACACGGACUGCGACGCCGAGAGCCGCAUCGAGGCGCUGGAGCUGCUGGGGGCGUCCUUCGCCAACGACCGCGAGUACUACGACAUCCUGAAGACCUACCACUACCUGUACCUGGCCAUGCUGGAGCGCCAGCGCGACCCCCUGCGCCCCGUGGCCAAGCCCCAGGUGCCGCCUGUGCCAGCCUACGGCGGACGGCGCGAGUGCCAGAGCCUGGCGGAGCUGGAGGGCAUCCGGUUGGACCACGACGCGCUGCACAUGGAGGGGCUGAAGGUGCGCGAGCGCAUCCUGGGCUCCGAGAACAUCGACGUGUCGCACCCCAUCAUCUACCGCGGCGCCGUCUACGCCGACAACAUGGAGUUCGACCGCUGCAUCAAGCUGUGGCUGCACGCGCUCCACCUGCGCCAGAGGACCAGCCGGAGCACACACAAGGACCUGCUGCGCUUCGCCCAGGUCUUCUCCCAGAUGGUGCACCUCAAGGAGACGGUGGGUCCGGGCGACGUGGAGCAGGUUCUAAGCUGCAGCGUUCUAGAGAUCCAGCGGAGCAUGGCCCGCACGGAGAACACGCCGGAACCGGAACUGCCCGCCGCCACCGACAACCUGGAGUCCAACAUCUUCACCUUCCUGUACCUGCUGUGCAUCUCCACACACACGCAGUGCAGCGCCGCGCAGCGCGCCGCCAUCAACACACACGUGUACCAGCUGCUGCAGCUGGACCCCCGCGCCCGCCACGGCUCCUCCCUCCUGCACCUGGCCAUCAGCUCCAGCACACCUGUCGACGACUUCCACACCAACGACGUGUGCAGCUUCCCCAACGCACAGGUGACCAGGCUGCUGCUGGACUGUGGGGCGCAGGUCAACGCCGUGGACAACGAGGGCAACAGCCCGCUGCACAUCAUCGUGCAGUACAACCGGCCAAUCAGCGACUUCCUGACGCUGCACGCCAUCAUCAUCAGCCUGGUGGAGGCGGGCGCGCACACGGACAUGACCAACAAGCAGCAGAAGACGCCGCUGGACAAGAGCACCACGGGCGUGUCCGAGAUCCUGCUCAAGACGCAGAUGAAGAUGAGCCUCAAGUGCCUGGCCGCCCGCGCCGUGCGCCAACACCACAUCACCUACCGCAACCAGAUCCCGCGCACCCUCGAGGAGUUCGUGGAGUUCCACUGAAGAUCCCGCGCACCCUCCAGGAGUUCGUGGAGUUCCACUGAAGAUCCCGCGCACCCUCCAGGAGUUCGUGGAGUUCCACUGAAGAUCCCGCGCACCCUUGAGGAGUUCCACUGAAGAUCCCGCGCACCAGUGACCGUUUCGUACGAGAGUGCGUUGCUCUGGAGUUCCUUUGCCACACAGCUGACAGUAGUUUUGUAUGAGCCCACACUCUACUAAACCCUUUAGUGUUGUAUGAGCCCACACUCUACUAAACCCUGUGGUGCUGAACAGGCUGUGUCCUGGGGAAUGCACACACCUGGCUCGUGUGUUAGGGACUCUCUGUGUGUGUGUGUGUGUGUGUGUGUGUGUGUGUGUGUGUGUGUGUGACUACACUUGUUCUAAAGGACUGAGUCAGGUGGGUCUGUGUGUAUGAGUGUGAGGACCAUGCCAGGUGCAUUCUCCUGUGUGUGUGUGUGUGUGUGUGAUAGAGGGCCUGUGCUAGGUGAAAUGUGUGUAUUGGCAGCUCUCUCCGUUCCCACCCAGAUGAAUGUGUUCUGCCUGGAAGCCGUUUGCACACUUCGUCCUGGGCUACUGGUGUGUCCUGCCACAGUGUGUGUGUGUGUGUGUGUGUGUGUGUGUGUGAGGUGUGUCCUGCCACAGGUGUGUGUGUGUGUGUGUGUGUGUGAGAGGUGUGUCCUGCCACAGGUGUGUGUGUGUGUGUGUGAGAGGUGUGUCCUGCCACAGGUGUGUGUGUCUGUGUGUGUGUGUGAGGUGUGUCGUGCCAGGUCAUGUCACCACCAGCGCUGUCUGAGCCCUGACCCCCAGAUGACCCCCAGCACACCUCCAGCCUGCUCAGGCUACUCUUAUCUUUUAACAAUUGGUUUUAUGAUUAUCUUUUGGUAUAUUUGAAAUGCAUACUUUGAAUAUUUUGUUUUAAAAAAUGUUUAUUAAAUUAUAGAUUUAUCAGAAAAUCAACUAUUGGACAAAAGAAAUCCAACUUGAGGUGCCAUGGAGUGCUUGCAGAAGGUCCUCUCCUCCCCUCCUCCUUUGGUGAUCGUGUGUGUGUGUGCGUGUGCGUGCGUGUGUGUGAGUGUGCAUGAGUGUGACGGCAUCCUCCACGCUGCUCAAGAGGGAGGACACAUUAGAGUGUGUCCAUGUUCUUGUGAAAGAUCAGGAAGACCGAGUGUGAGUGUGUGUUGAGCGUUGCUUUGAAUGUGGAAGCUUCCUUUCCCCCCUCUUCACCAGCCAAGGUGUCCCUGUUGCUUGAGAUUGUACCGCCUGAAUGUCACCCCAAGCUGGAGCAGAGGUCUGCUUCCACACUCACAUGGAAUACAACUCCAGACGGAACAGCAGUGCGUUCUUUGCAAUACAACUCCAGGCGGAACAGCAAUGUGUUCUAUUUAUUGCUAACUUUUUGGGUUGGUUUGCCCGGACUUUAUUCCUUUCUUUUGUUUUUUUUAUUGUUAUUAUCUUGGGGACCUUGUAAUUAACAGUCACAUCUAAGAUGCUAUGAAUGAGAGAUUUGAAUUUAAAGGUGACAACCAACAGACUGACUUUCUUUAUGUAUCUAAUCCUUACAUGGCCAAACUCCACCAGUGUUCAGGUUGUCAUGGAGAGACUUGCACAUUGGUUUGUGCUCUGCUCCAGAGACGGAUUGUCACACUACAGCUGUUUGUUUUCUUAAUAAAUGAGACCUCAUCA
Molecule: messenger RNA, 4295 nt
Organism: Sardina pilchardus (European sardine)
Lineage: Eukaryota; Metazoa; Chordata; Actinopteri; Clupeiformes; Clupeidae
Gene: fem1b
Product: fem-1 homolog b
Exons: 4
Coding region: 732-2615 (627 amino acids)
Molecular function (GO): protein binding
Source: RefSeq, a predicted model, not a curated record